AUGCAGAUCUUCGUGAAGACCCUCACGGGCAAGACUAUCACCCUUGAGGUGGAGUCCAGCGAUACUAUCGACAAUGUGAAGUCAAAGAUCCAGGACAAGGAGGGCAUCCCCCCUGACCAGCAGCGCCUCAUCUUCGCCGGCAAGCAGCUCGAGGACGGCCGCACCCUCUCCGACUACAAUAUCCAGAAGGAGAGCACCCUUCACUUGGUGUUGCGUCUCCGUGGUGGCGCCAAGAAGAGGAAGAAGAAGGUGUACACCACACCCAAGAAGAUCAAGCACAAGCGCAAGAAGACCAAGUUGGCGGUAUUGAAGUACUACAAGGUCGACAGCGACGGCAAGAUUGAGCGUCUCCGCCGCGAGUGCCCCAACGAGACCUGCGGUGCCGGUGUCUUCAUGGCCGCCAUGCAGGAUCGCCAGUACUGCGGACGGUGCCACCUCACCUACGUCUUCGAGAAGGCCGCCUAA
Messenger RNA from Lasiosphaeria miniovina, 465 nucleotides. Its product is annotated as ubiquitin-domain-containing protein. Lineage: Eukaryota; Fungi; Ascomycota; Sordariomycetes; Sordariales; Lasiosphaeriaceae. The transcript is spliced from 2 exons. Bases 1 to 465 code for a protein of 154 amino acids. The record is from RefSeq and is a predicted model, not a curated record. Gene Ontology annotation, cellular component: ribosome; cytoplasm; nucleus. Gene Ontology annotation, molecular function: ubiquitin protein ligase binding; structural constituent of ribosome; protein tag activity. Gene Ontology annotation, biological process: modification-dependent protein catabolic process; protein ubiquitination; translation.